Messenger RNA from Scutellospora calospora, 16746 nucleotides. NCBI's taxonomy places the organism in Eukaryota, Fungi, Glomeromycota, Glomeromycetes, Diversisporales, Gigasporaceae. The record is from the annotation of a GenBank genome assembly.
CCAGUAUUACAAGAUUCAAGACCUAUUCAAACGGAAGUAAAGGAUAAUAGUGUACUACAUGAAUCGGAUAAUCUAGAGGAUGAUUUACUGAAACAAAAUCAAGAAGCACCCCUUAAAGAAAAUCCAAGUUCCGAUAAAUUUGAAGCAAAAGAUGCAUCUCCACAAGUGACAAUUUUACAAGACCCAAAUUAUAUUGAAUUCGAAAUAAAAGACAAAGUACCGCUUAAUGCAUCCCAAGAAUCAAAUAAUCUAGAAAUUGAUUUACAAAAGCAAAAUGUAGAAGAUUCUCCUCAAACUUUUCAACAAAUUUACGAUCAAUUGGCAAUAAAAGGUGUUUUCAGUAACGAUUCACAAAAUAUGCCAGCUGACAAUUCUCGACUUGAUGAGACAAGUAGUGAAACACAACAACCAGUGUAUGAUGAUGCAAUGACCUUUCAGAAAAUCCAAGAAGAACUGAUAAAGAGAGGUGAUAUAGAUAAUAAUUCACAAAGCAUUCCAUCUAGUAUUGGGCCAGAAAAUAAUAAUACACAACAGUUCACAAAUUAUAAUAAUCCUGUAAUAAUGUCAACUGUGUCUAUUUCCCAAAUUAACAUUGAAACACAAUUCACGAAUUAUGAGAAUAGUAGUCCUCAAUUCAGCAUUGGAACAUAUAGUAAUACUCCACCAAUCACAACGUCGGCUGGAACAGGCACACCUAUUUCUGAGGCAGAUUAUAAUACUCCAUUGUCCACAAAUAACGAAAUUUAUAAUCCCGCAACAAUUCUAGGCACGUCUACAUCUCAAUUUAGCUAUGAAACGAAUAAAAAUUUUUCAUCUUCCGUAACAAUAGAUACACCUCAAUUUGACAAUACUUUACCUUCAGUAACAAUAGAUACAUCUCAAUUUAACAAUAUUUCACCGUCUGCAACAAUAGAUACACCUCAAUUUGACAAUACUUUACCUUCCGUAACAAAGGAUACAUUUCAAUUUAACAAUACUUCGCCGUCCGCAACAUUAGAUACAUCUCAAUUUGACAAUACUUUACCUUCCAUAACAACGGAUACAUCUCAAUUUAACAAUACUUCGCCGUCCGCAACAUUAGAUACAUCUCAAUUUAACAAUACUUUACCGCCCGCAACAAUGGAUAAAUCUCAAUUUAACAAUACUUCGCCGUCCGCAACAUUAGAUACAUCUCAAUUUAAUAAUACUUCACCGUCUGUAACAAUGGAUACAUCUCAAUCUCAAUUUAUCAAUACUUCACUGAUCGAAAUUGAACAAGGUACACAAACCGCUCAGACCGAGCAUGUUUCUACAUCAACCAUUCCGAUAGUAUAUAAUACAAUUCCGACAGAACAUGCUACAUCUACCAUUCCUAUUACUUCUACAAAGCCAGGUUCUACCACUUCAGAAAUUGUUACUCUUCUAAGUUCUGUCUCUUCUCCAAAAAUAGAGCCAAUAGUCGAUUCUACUGUUAAUAUUCCAGUUGUAGAUUCCGAUACUGAUUAUAUUGGUUACAUUCCAAAUAAUGAGCCUACUUCGGGCUAUAUUGACCUUAGAAAUAAAUCAAACAAUAAUGCAAAUGAAGAUUCUGAUUCCACACAUGAUAAUUCACAAUCUAUCGCUCAUCCUCUUGAUGAUUCCAGCAAUAAACCUGCUUCGUAUCCUGAGAGUAAUUUUGAAAAUAAUAAUACUGAAAAAGUAUCAACAGGAAUUAAUAGUUCAGAUUCUUCUGAAUAUGUUGUCGAUGCCAAAGAUUACCAAUUGGAUCCUCAUUUUCGCUCGCAGCCUACGGGGAUAUUGUCCAAAGUAAAAAACAUGUGGCCAUUUACGAGUGGAAAAGAUGAGGAUAAAUAUGGAGAAUAUGUUAAAGUUACAUUUCAUGUGCAUUUACCUCAAUACAUUGAAAGAUAUGGCGAACCUGUGAUAUUGGGUAAUUGUAAGGAGUUGGGGGGUUGGACAAAUAUUACAAUUCAAUUAACACAACCACAUAAACGAGAAUUUCCAACUUAUUGGCGAUCACACCCUGUAGAAAUACAGAUAGGAGGGAAUGAGAUUAAGUAUAAGUAUGGCAUCUUUUCUAAUCAGAAUGUGGACUUCGAAGGGGAAGGUGAGAUGCAAAAUCGCACUUUGGACACAAGAACAAAUGAUCAAUAUGACAUAUGGCGAAACAAUCGUAGCCAUAAUAUCUUCGACCUUAGAGAAUUUGCGUUCAUUAGAUGCAUUUACGAUGCAGUAAAUAUUGAAAAUCUUAAAGACAAAGUUAUGCAAUUCCAAAUAUUGUUGGAAAAUUAUAGAGAUUUCGCAUUGAAAUUCCUUACUAUCGACUUUAUAGCACAACACUGUCACGAUAAAAAAUUUGAAAAACGACUUUUUUUGUGCGUUCUCUUAGGAUAUUAUAUUAAGCACCGUAAGGAUCCACGCUCUUUCAUUUUUCAAUUGCCAACAAAUUUUCGGUCUAAUCUGUUACUCGAAGCGCUCGAAUAUGUACAACAUGACACAUUCACAUCUGAUAUUCAACCAAUAAUGGUUCCGGUUGUAUCAGCCUUAGUUCGUCAUAAUGCCAUUGUAAUAAUAUCAUUUGAAUGGCUUAGAAUCUUUCGGGUGGCACAGGUCCUUGAUCCAAGAUACACUUUUGUCGAUGGAUUUAUUGGUGCUAAUUAUAAUAAAGACCGCAUAUCUCGCUUGUUAAAAGAAUGGCCUAAAUUAGUCGUACCUUACUUGGAUAAAGUAGAUGAACAUAUUUACAUCAAAAUCGCUAAGUGGUUGAUGUCUUUUUGCUUAGAUAUGGAAACACUUAAUAUCAUAUGGCGGGAUAACAUUUACCACACAAGAAGUAUCGAUAAUGAAAUUUUAAUCGAUUUCAGUGGAAGUGUUCAUAAAAUUAUUGCGCAUGACGAUGCCAGUGCUUUGUACGUAAAUUAUACAAAGGUCGUUCCUGAAUAUCGAGCAAUAAUUUCUGGUCUUUUCCGUGAACGUAUAGUGAAUUUACUUAAGACUCAACAAGGCGGUUGGGACCAAAAUAAUUUGCAAGCACUUGGAAGACUUUUGAAAGAUAAACAGUUGUAUUCUGAAAGAGAUCAUUUUCUCAAUGCUAUGGAUUACGUCUCUCUAUCCGCAGUCUUCAAUUUAUUGAACUUGUUUCCAGAUCUUCUGGAAUAUUGGAUUAACUCCAAAUUUUCUAAUUCAAGAUCACCAGAUGUUCUAAGAAUAUGCCAGCAAUGGUUUACACGUAUAAUAUCAAAUCUUAAUUAUAAUCAUAGUAUGUCAUUAAAUGAAGGAGGAAGAUUUAUAUAUACUGUCUAUGAGCAUUUAACGCGCCUAAAGUCUUUACUUAAUGAUAAAUCAAAGAUUUAUCAAGAAUUAUUGUAUAUUGCUAGUGAACGAAUUAAAAAAUGUUCACAUAAUCAUAUUCUCUUUGCAACAGUUCAAGUAGGGGUGUUGAACAAAUCCAUUACUGAACAUUUUCGCGACCUGGUUACUGAAAACAUUCUAGUUGCUAGAAAUAUUAGGAAUCCUGAUAAAAAUCUUAUGGAUAUGAUCUGUUGGAUUUGUGGUCAAGAAAAUUUAGAUAAAUUAGAUGUUCCAAAUAGUCUUAGCGAAAACCUUUUAUGUUACAUUAUGAACUGUUUGGAAAGUCAAGUUUCUCAUAUUCCUGACCAACAAUUGGAUCUCAUCAAGCACACAGAUUUCUGGCGAAUAAUCUUUAAUGCGAGAGGCAAUGUUACAAAUUUACAUAGACAUUCACAUGUUACAAGAAUGCGAUCAACCAAUUCUAAUCUAGCAGGCUCGAUUGUUGACAGAACUAUUGAUAUUAAAACACUACAAAUAAUUUUAUCAAAGUAUAAUUAUCAACUGUACAAAUUAGCAAAUUCAAAAACUUUUAUUAACAUUUAUGAAACGCAAUUAAAUCGAAUUAAUGAAGAAAUUGAUGUUGAUUAUGUUAUAAAUACCUUGAUUCCCGCAGUGCAUGAAGAACAUACUACAACAUUCAAGAAAUAUAAAGAUAAGAAAUGGGAGCAAAUUAAAUAUUCUGAUGCAUUCCCUUUAUGGAAAGGUGUUACAGAUAUAAGGACUGAGUUAGAAUUAAUUAGCGAGGUAGUUUAUUUGAGUAAAAGUAAUCAUGCUUUAGAAGAUUCUCUUAAACAUCUAAACAAUAUACCAAAAUGGGAAGAACGACUUCAAAAAUUAUCUACAAUCGUUGAAAUUUUUAAAGUGCCCCUUAAAACUGAGGAUUGGCUAGGAAGGUCUUUGAAAUGGUUAAGAGAGGAUAUAUUAAGUUUAGGAAAGCUUUCCGAGUUUGUGAAUUAUAUUAAAGAACAUAAUCCAUUGGAUAAUGAGAAUUAUUGGGCAUUAAUUAAAGAGUUAUCAUUUGCUAGUGAGAUUUUAGAAUUUUUACAAACCAUAGCUGAACAUGAUAUUAAGAAUUUGAUCAAUGGCGUAGAUGAUUAUUCUGACGAACGUCUAAUUCAGGAAGACACUGUGUCAUCACUCAUUCAGGUUAAACAGUUAGUUGUGCAAUUGAUGCGUAGAAAAUAUAAUAAUAUUGGCGAAUUUCUGAAAGUUUUAGGUAAAAUUAGUCAUGAAAACCCUUCUUUACCUAGCAAAAUUACAAUAUGCGCUGGCUUUAAUAUGACAUUACAAAAUAUGCUUAGGAACAUCGAAAAUAGAGGAGAAGUGACAGAAGAAAAAAUCCAAAAUGCAGUAUUGAGAGGGAUAUAUACUUUUGAAAAAGAUGAUAAGAGUGACAAGUUUAAUGUAACACUAGUAUAUCAAACUGACAAAACUGAUAAAAUGACGUACAAUAUGUCUGACUUACAAGAUUUAUGUGGACGUGCUCUACUGAUCGUAAAGCAUGCAAAUAUUGGAAGUAGUACUAAUACUGAUUUAACAGACAAAGAAAUUUCAAGGAAAAUAAUGAACGAAUUUGUAUUGCAAGUAGAUACAGCUCAAGAAAUUCUUAACGUUGGGUCCAAACUUAUUCAAAUGGGGCAUUUUUACUAUCGACAAUUUAAGAAAAAAAUUAUUGGAACUGAGAAAAGGUUUGGAACUACAGACAUUAAAGAUUUAUUAGCAAAGUUUAAAGCGGAUUUAUAUAACUGGAAAAAGGCUGUGGAUGAAGCACAAGAACAAUAUUACUAUUUAACAUUCUUUCCUGCGCGUCAUAUUCUUGCCUGUUUUGACUACUUUACGUCUGAUGUGCAAAAUAAUGAGAACACUGAGACCUGCAAAACGCUUAUAAAGUUCGUUAAUAGCAAAGCAGAAUUACCUCCUCGAAAAUAUCAUUCAGGCAUUUCACACAACAUCAAUGAUUAUUCUCGUACACUUAAUGAAAUUGGUAAAAAGUUGCAAAGUAUUUUUGGAAAACUACCAAAAACAACACGUGAACUUAGAGUUGGAGGCGAACGUAUUAUUGCCGAUGUUGUAGAUAGUGGUAAAUUAUGUGUUGCCUCAUGCAGUGAUAAAUUACGCGUACCAAAUAUUAUUAUGAGUUUAUAUGCUAACCACCGAGGAAAGUUAUUCUGUAUUGCGAAUUUAGAGCUACUUGAAUUUGAAAUGCAGUAUGGUCUAGUAGAAAGUAUUCGAUCAAUGCGUGAGAAACAGAAUGAUUAUUUUUUAGCAUUAGUAUGCUGUCGUGAGGGCUCGUUUCAUCAUCAUAUAUUAGACCAAUUUUCGGAGGAUGCCUAUCCAACAAAUGGUCUUAAUGCUGAAACUAUGGAAACUAUUUAUCGCGACCUGUGUAGUAAUGUUAUUUGUAUAUCUUCGGACCUAUCUGGGCAAGGCAAGACUGAAUGGAUUAAACAGGCUAGUUUUGAAAAAAAGAAAAUUCCGCGUAGUUUUUUGAUUAGUGAUGGCGCAGAUUUUGAAAGUCUUGUUCGUCAACUUAAGGAUUGUAAACUUCAACAAUUUGAAAGUUUACAUAUAAAUAUUGUAUCGGCUGAUAAUUCAAAUGAAAUCAAUAUGUUCUUAUUUGAAUUGUUGACAUUAGGGUUUGUGUCCAGUAAUGUUGACAUAGCAAGUUUUCCACAAAUUCCGGUAUUUAUUGAAGUAGCAUCAACUGUUCAACAGAAGCUUCUUAAUUCCCUUCCAAUAACUGGUUACUUGGUGAAAGAACAUUUAUCAUGGAACAUUCGCAAUCUUAAAAUAUCUUUUGAAUUAUGCAGUCCCAUUCAAAUUGUGUGUAAUUAUCUAGACGCACGUGACAGGGAUGAAAUUGAUGCGAGAGAUAUCGUAUUUCAUGGUCAAAACUGCAUAAAAAAACCAUUGUCAGAUAAACGAUGUCAAGAUUUAAUAACAAAAUACUUCUUUGAAGGAAACGCUGACGGUGUUUCUUCUUUCCGAUUUGUAGAAAUAUUUGUCAAUGUACUAGCCGAUCAACUUGCUCGCCUUUCAUCAAGCGCUUAUUUCAAAGUAGAGAAUUUAAUAUUGCUGAUUAAGAAAGAGACGUUAUUGAGAACAACAUUGGUUGAUACGUUAAUUAACGUCUCUAAAGAGUUUGCGACCAGAUCAGUGAAAACCAAAAUGGCACAAUUAGAAUCAAUAUUUGAUGAUUAUGAUGUAAAAUUCGAAAUAAUUCAAUGGGAUAAAUCUAUUCAUCUUUUAGUCUUAUUCAUGUCACAAAAUCCUGAUUCGAUUUGUGCAUUGUAUCGUGAAAGAAAUCAGGUUCCUGAAAAUGUUAAAAAUUUUCUUAAAAGUCAAGUCAUGACCAACCCCGACAGAUGGGAGUUAGAAGACUAUAAUCGGAUGCCACCUAGCUUGUUAUUAAAAAGACUUGAAGGUAUAGCACGUCGAACAAUGUAUGAUAUUAGACUUCCUCUAUAUGCGCUGUCGGCUGAUAAUAUAAUAAAGAUGGCAUUGAUCUUAUUAAGGGCACGUGCAAACGUUCCUGUUGUCGUUAUGGGAGAAGCAGGAUGUGGCAAGUCAAGUUUAAUAGGAUUUUUGGCUAAGGUAGUCGAAGUUAAUUAUGAGGCAUUCAAUCUUCAUGCAGGAAUUAAGGAACAAGACAUAUUAUAUUUCAUGGGAAAAGCUCAUAAAAGAGCUAAUAAUGGAGAGAUAUGGUUGUUCUUUGAUGAAAUUAAUACCUGUAAUCAUAUUGGGUUACUCGCGAAUCUGAUAGUACAUCGUACACUUCAAGGAAAAUUAGUGCAUCCUAACAUUAGACUUUUUGCGGCAUGUAAUCCUUAUCGUAAAAGAACUAGGGCUCAAAGUCAAACUGGAUUAAAAAAUAAGGUUAAAAGAUACGAAGAGAGUAAUCUUGUAUAUCAAGUAAAACCGCUUCCAGAUCAAAUCUUAGAUUAUGUUUGGGAUUAUGGUGUUCUUCUCCCAAGUGAUGAAAAGAAAUAUAUACAAAUAAUGGUAGAAUCACAAUUAGGAGAAAGACACGAGCUGUUUACAGAGCUUUUAUUUGCAUCACAACAGUUUAUUCGUUCAAUUGAGGAAGAUUAUAGUGUUAGUUUGCGUGAUAUAAAACGAGCAAUUAAAUUGGUAUUAUUCUUCAAUAAAAGUCUUCAAGAUCGUCCAAGAUCUGCAAAAGAUGCAAACCGCUAUCCAAAUCCGAACAGUCGUAUUGGUUUGUUAAUUCGUUGUUAUAUAUUAGCACUUGGUCUUUGUUAUCAAUGCAGAAUAUACGAUCAAGAAUCGCGACGAGAAUAUCGGCAAGAAAUGAUUAAAGUUUUCCAAAAGUUUAAUGAAACAAAAAGUAUUAAAGAGGAUGGUUUUAUUAAAGUUAUUCGAGAUGAGCAAGAAGAUUGGAUUAAAAGGAUGCAAUUACCACCAAAUACUGCGAUGAAUGAGGCAUUACUAGAAAAUGUUUUAGUGAUGAUUGUUUGUAUUCUUACCAAGAUUCCAGUAUUUAUUAUUGGACAAAAUCUAUGUGGAUCAGAUUCAAAUGAUAGAUAUUUCCGAAAACUCCCUCAGGGAUCAUCAUCAUCUACUUCAGACGGUAUCAUUAAAGUUUUCCAAAAAGCUGUUAACUAUCAGGAAACCAGUUCAAAAGAAUUUCCCGUAAUGAGUGUUGUUGUUCUUGAUAACGUUGGAUUGGCUGAAAAUAGUCCACAUAAUCCGCUCAAAGUACUUCACGCAUUACUUGAACCAAAUUACCCAUCAGAUGGACCAGCAGUUUCAGUCGUUGGUAUUAGCAAUUGGAGAUUAGAUAAUAGUAAAAGCAGUAGAGCUUUAUUAGUUCAAAGUAUUGAGGAUUUUGUUGAUACUGCGGUUCGUUUACUUGACACCAAAUUGCAUAAUUCUAUAACUCGUGCCUCACUUCAACCACUUGCGAAAGCCUAUUUAGAGUAUGAAGGAAUCGGUCAAUCACACUCCAAUUUCCACGGCCUUCGGGAUUACUAUGGUUUAGUAAAAAGUUUAUCAAAAUUAGAUCUGUCACCCGAAAAUGUCCAAAUGGCAUUAGAAAGAAAUUUUGGUGGCACUGAUCGAAAUGAAAAUCUAUGUGAAGAAUAUUUUGAAACUGUGUUGAGAACAUUUAAUGAUUAUCAGAAUUGGACAUAUAAUCCAACUUCAAUUUUAACCUUGAUUAAAGCUAAUUUGGAUGAUGAAAACGCAAGACAUCUUAUGGUUAUUGGAAAAAGUGAUUCUAUGGUGACUAUUUUGACAUAUCAGUUAAUAGAAAAAAAAUUAGAUCCAGUGGUUAUUUUAGGAUCGCAAUUUCAAGAUGACCAACAAGACUAUUCCUAUAGCGUUUUAAGCAGAAUUAUGAAUUAUAUUCUAUUUGGGAGUAAACAUGAUCCUAAAUAUUAUACUCGUGUUGCACUCGGAGCAUACUCUAAUCCUAUGCUGCACGUUCAUAAGAACUUCAGAUGUAUUUUAGUUCUUGAUGAAAAAAAAUUAGCAACAGCUGAUCCACCAUUGCUAAAUAGAUUCGAAAAGCAAAGGAUGACAAUCUAUGAUACAUUUACUGAUAAUCACCGAAGGCUAGAUAAAAUUUUAAGCACUUGGGCACAGCAGAUGGCUUUUAUGGUGGAAACAAAUAUGUCACAAACUUCUUUUACACUAAAUGAUCUUUUUAUUGGUUUUGAUGAAAAUGAAACCUUACAAAGUUUAGUUAUUGAUAUCAUGACAAAAUUUCCUGAAGAUGAAGAAAAAGUAAUACUUAAGCGAUGCAAAGCAGCUUUAAUUGAUAUAGCAUCUUCCGAUGGAAUUAUCCGUGCUUCAAAAUCAAAUGUGGAUCCUCGUGAAAUUGAUCUAUGGAAGAAUGUCUAUUUCCGCAACUUUACCGAUGAACAUAUUCCCGCACAGUGUCAUGAUAGUCUUAGUGCUUUCCUUGCGUGCCUUCUAUAUACAUCAAAUGCUGUAAUGUCGAGAAUUAUUAUCAACACAUUUUCUAAUAUUAAUACAGAUGUUGCAGGAUGUUUAAAGGAUCUCAUCACAUGUCAAGUAGAUAAGUUAUCAACAUUUAAGACUGAGGCUCAGCUUCAAAAUCGAAUAAAACGGUUUUGGGAGGAAUCAAAUGAACAAAUGCUAAUUCUUCAAUGUGAUGUUACUACCGUAAAUGCUGGGUGUAUUAAGUUAGCGAAAUUUAUUAUUGAACAAUUUCAGAAUGAAUUUAUGAGAAAAAAUCCAAAAAAUCCUAAAUAUGUUUGUAUUAUUCUUCAUAUUCAACGAGAUCAAAAAUAUAUGUCUUCAUUUAAUUUUAUGUGCGGAUGGAAACAAGUUACAAUUGAGACUUUAACGCAACAAGAGAGAAAUUUAUCAACUAUCUUAAAUGGUUCUUUAACUGAUAUUAUUUCGAAUGAAUACAAGUUUGAGGAAAUCUUGGAACAUGAAUUAUUAUGGUGUUUAUUAUGUAUAAAGUAUCCAUCUACAUCAAAGUCAGUUGAUCAUAUAAAAACUUUGAAGGCAGAUUUGAUGAAAUGUUCUUUUCUUAUUGAGUGCUUAAAGGAACGUGCAUUAAACUGGAUAGAGGAAAACUCUACAGAUGGUUGGCAAUAUCAGGUUGCAUCGGAUAAAAGAUUAUUAUAUCCGUAUCCUUCUUUUUCAGCAGCAUUACUUGCUUAUCUUCGAUCAUUAGUCAGACAUCCGAUCGCCAAAUUGUUAUUUGCUCUUGAGAAAUUGUCACUCACCAAAACUUUCAUAUCAAUUAAUCAUCAAAAAAAGUAUCAAACUUUAAUUUCAUUUCUGCAAAAGAUGUUCUUUGAUCCAAAUGUCUUAAGUAUUAAAGAUUUACCUGAACCGAAACCUGAUCGAUAUGUGAUGUCGGAACAUUUUUAUGAUUUAAAAUUCCCAUUUUCAUAUUAUUUUAUGAAAAAGAUUAAUGAAUUCAGGGUUACAUGGGAAGAUGAACUUGCAAGACUUUGUGAAGAUCCAGCAAAUUGUGAUGAUAAUCAAGAACUUUCACACGAUGCUUUUGAAAAUGCUGUUAAAGGGUUUAGUGCUAAUGUUAUGACAUCACUUCCAGCCAUUAACGAGCAAAUUUUUAGAGAUUUUUCAGAUUUAUAUUUUAAGGAUUUCGUAACAGUUAUAGUUGCAAAUGAUGCUGAUAUGAAAGAUCCUAAUUUACUUGAGAAAUUGUUACAGCAACUUAUCGGAAGAACCAACGUACUCGAUCCAGUUCUUCUUCAUAUUUAUUGGUGGAAACAUUCUAAUGUUGUAUCAGCAAAUUUACAAUUAGCGCAAAUGUGUCCAUUAGCUAUUACCGAAUUUGUUAGAGAAAGAUCAGAUAUUACUUUUGAAGAAUUUCUUAUUGAUAAAGUAAUAAAAACGAAGCUUGAUCAAAUUGUGAGAAAAGACAGUGCACCUCAGUUAGAUCAAUGGCAACACGAAGUUGUCAAAAUUUUAUCACUUAGCGCAAAGGUUUUAAAAACAAAUAAAUUAAGAUCAUAUCAAUUAUUACGUAUUUGCAAUGAUAUUGUAUCAUCAAAAUUAAUAGAACUACCAAAUAUUAAGGAUAUUAUAAAAUUGGGGCUAGCUUCCGAUGAACAAAAUGUUUUAUCGAAAAAAUUUAUCGAUCACGUGUUAGGCAUUUUGUCUAAGCUUGAGAAAACUGAGCAAAACCUAAUUCUACAAAGAUCAUUUAUAAUGAGUUGUCUUAACACCAUUCCAUUGGAAUCGAACGUUAGACAAAGUCUUUAUAAUAAUAUCUUUUCACAGGAUCCUUUUCCACUUAUGGGAUCAAUAAUUACCAAAAUAUUUUGGAAUGAAGAAGAAGACGCAUUUUUACGAAUCUUGCGAGAUACAAGGGAGAUAUUUCAGGCUUCACCUCGAUUAAAAGUGAUUAAUUCAGCUUUGAAAUCAAAAAGUUUGGAUUCCUCAAUGGCUACUUUAUGUUGCGAUAUUAUUCAAAAAGAAUUCUUUCUUUAUAUGGAUAUUCCGGAAAUGGCACAAUACUUUGGGCAUGCUGUUCAAGCUUUAUUAGAAAAAACCGUUGAACCUUUAAAACGCAUAUCAGCGAUCGCUUUCCUUAAAGAAUUUGUCUCCUGUAUGUGGAAUCAAACACUUCAAGAUGACUAUACAUUACCAAUUUCGUUCAUUGGCAUAAUGGAAGUUGGUGAAUUUGAUGGCGACGUACUUAUUGAAGAAAUCAAUAUUUAUAUGACUAUAGACGAUCCAUUAAUUCAUUCUUUCAAAGUCUACUUUCUUCGUGAAUUACGUCAUAAAGGCCUUUCAAUUGACGACUUAAAACGAUUCUGUGCAACGCAUACGCCUAAAUUUCCUUGGCUGUCCACCUUUAAAUGGAAUGAUAAUAAAGAUACUCGUCUUCCAUUUAAUCCAUAUUGGCAACUACCAGAAUAUCGCCAAGCAGAAAACGCUUUUAAGGAACUUUACAGCAUUAAUAAUAAAGCUUUAUUUCAGACUUUUAUACAACAAUUACAAAAUGCUAAUGCAUUUCGUGCAAGAAUCGCAUUGAUUGGACUUAUUAUGUCUCGCCUACAUGUGGUUAGGGCAUCACGUGAAUGGGGUGCACCAGAAAUUCAAGCUGCGGAUUUUUUGAAAGUUGUUAAUACUAUGAAUAAUUUGUCAACUGGAUAUAGACAAAUAAUAGGAAGAAUACUCUCAAACAAUCAAACAUUUCUUCGUUUAGAUAAUUCUAUAGAUAAUAGCAAUUUGUUGUUGAAAUCGGUUAUUGCUCAUAUUAUAGCAUUGCAUGCUUCAAUUCCGCCAGACUCCACUCCAUUUGCGGCAUAUUUCCAUAAGAUAGAAACGUGUCAAAACACGUUUAUUUUAGCAACGGUUUCUGAUAUUGAAUCAUUAAUUUUAAGUGCUGUAGUAAACGGAGGUGGAGGACCAAUUACUCGCGGUCAUGCUGUGGUAGCGAGAAGAUGCCCAGAAUGUAAAAAUAAUACAAUCGGCGGACAAAAUUAUAGAUUAGCAGCUGGUAAUCGAAAAUUAGAUAACGUACCAAUAACUGGACCUAUAAAAUCCAAAGAUCAACCUGGAUACAUUGGAGAGCCAGUUAAUAAUGAGAUUAAUCAUUCUGUUCGGUCUAUGACACCUUGUUCUUAUAGAAUCUUGCAUUUAAUUGUCCAUGCCCUAAUUGGCUCCUCUGCUCACAUUCCGGCAACAUUAAAUUUCUUGCGCAAACAUAACCAAACAGCGACUAACACUGAACAAUAUUGUUUGGGCCAUAUAAUUACUGAUUGGAAGGUUCUUAGACAAAUCCUUAAUUGUUCCGAUGAAAAUUUGGCAUUGUUAUUCCAUUCAUUAAUUACAACAAUAACCCAUACACCCCCGCCGGCAUCAAUGCUAAGGACACAGGCUGAACGUGAAGAUUGGGAAACGCACUUUACUCGAAAUUAUGUUUCUCCGUUAAUUAGAAGUGUUACCGAAACCGUAACAAACUUUCGCACGGCGUUAGACGCUGCAGCUGCGGGUCAAGGAAAUAUCAUUGAAUCUGAAAUUGAUCAGACAAGAGCGAUAGAUGAUGAAUAUCGACUUUCAAAUUUACCACGGCUUUGGCGUAAAAUUGACUCCAUCAAUUUUAAUAGUUUCCGGGCUUAUUAUAACGGAGAUUUGGUGCAAUAUCAAGCAAAAUAUCCAUUCCUUGCAGUAUUCUUUAAAUAUAUUGAACAAUUAGAGAUUAUUCAGAAACUUUGGCCAAUUGUACAAUUUGUGCAGAUAUUGUCUUCGCGCCUUUCCUAUCGAAUUAGCAGAAAAGAUGCAGAAAAUAUGACCUUUGCCGAAUUUAUCGACAAGGAAGCGGACAGGGCUGAUUUAAUUUAUAUGUUUAAAAAAUUUGAAGAAUCUUGGAAUGAAAUAAUUGAUAAAGUUGAUAGAUAUCAAUGUUAUGAAUUACCUCAAAAACCAAUGAUGAAUCGCAACAUGUGUGUUAUUAUGGGGUUAGUAGAAGCCAAAGACAAUAGUAUUUACCUUUGCGCAAUUUUAGAAUAUUUAAUUACCUUGCAAAAUAAUUUCUUGCAAGAUGUUAUGACCAUUCCUCCUGGUUCUUGUAGAGCUCUCAAGUAUUUGGAACAAACGUCAUUUAAUGCCGACGAAGGAACUUCGACUGCUACAACUAGUCAAUAUUCCAUUCGUACAUUGACACUUAAUAAAGCUCGUAGUGAUAACAUUAUAGUAUAUAAUCAAGAAGAGUUUAGAGGAAUUCAUAUGUUUAGCCAAAGAAAUUUAGGAGUUGGGCGUGGCCUUGAUGUUAUUUAUGAUUUACAAAAAAUAGAAGUUGAACUUGCACGACAACUUGUAUUUGAAAAGGUUUAUAUAGAUACAGUAGGUGAAAAUUCAUUGUACAUGGAACCUUUUACAUAUCAUAUGGAAUUAUUUCAAAGAUCGGCACGUAUUCUUGGAGAUAUUCAAGAUCUAAUUCCUCAAGAACCAAUUCCUCCUGAACAAGUGGAACUGCUUAUAGGAUCUUCAACGAAUUCGCCAUAUGCAUUCCAGUUAAACAACAUAGAUACAUCGUUUGACAAUCCAUCAGAAAUUCUUUCAUCUUUAGAAAUUUUGCUGUGUUUUAUUAAACGAACUCCUGGCUGCAAUUGUGAAAUUCUUAUAAAAGAAUACGUAAACCAGUGGACAGCACUUUCUGGACUUAAUAACAAUCAUGAAUUCCGUACCUUACUAAACAAACCUUUUAAACUUAAGCAUAUAAUAUCUUUGUAUGAGUUAAUAGAGGGACAAGUGGCAAAUUUAACAAUUGAUUAUAUCCAUGAUAAAUACGCGGAAGAACUUACCCCUGAACAACGAGAAGAAAUAAAAAAGAUUAUAGACUUUGAAGCUAAACAACCUGCAACAAUGAUUAAUGGAAAAGUUAUGAAAAUUUCUGCUGAGACAGUUGCUACAGCACUAAAAAGAUUUAUUUAUAGAUUUUUACAAGGCGAAAAUCAAAAGGAGACUGAUCCUCUUUAUCUUUAUGUUUGUGAUUCAUCACUGCAUUUUUGGCCACCUAUAAUUUCUGAAUCAGAUCUGGAUGAAUUGUUUCCACAAAGCUUAUUAGUUAGUCAAGCACUUGUAGCUUAUAAAUAUGUUAUUGAUCAAAUUGAUGUUCAUAUACAAAUAGCGUCUCAACGAGAACAACAAAUACAACUCCAAUUAACCAAUCCUGAGGCUAAUAGAAGGGUACCCCCGACUCCCGUACCUCAACCGUCUGCAAGGAGGAAACAAAAAAGAUUUAAUGAUUAUCUUAAUUGGAUAGAAUGUGUGUUGAUCGAAAAAUCUCAAUCUUCUCCAAAUGUCGCUGAGAAGCCUUCUUUGGCCGAAGCAAUAACAAAGCUUUUAGCCCCUCAUGGCCAGUAUAAUACUAAAAAGCUAAUCUCUCCGGUUCAUGAAUAUUAUGCCGAUUUUCGUGGUACUAUGAGCAAAUUUAAGUUUACUUCUGUCAAAGGUUGUUUGGAUUUCACAAAAGAAUUUAAUAGUUGGAAUAUUGAUCCAUUGAAAUUAUUUACUGCUCAAACAAUAAAGCAAGAAACUUCAAAGUCUGGAAAAUCUUUAUAUGUUAAAUUAGAUGUCGAUUAUGUUAUCCUUUGGUUGGAUUGUGAUAGAGAAGGUGAAAAUAUAUGCUUUGAAGUUAUUAAAAAUGUUCGUCGUAGUAUGAAACAACCACCUAAUGGUCAAUCUAAGGAUAGUCGGAUUUUACGUGCAAAGUUUUCUGCUAUCACUGCAACUGAUAUUCGUAAAGCAAUGGAUAACCUGAUUUUUCCAAAUAAAAAUGAAUCUUUGGCUGUGGAUGCACGUCAAGAAUUGGAUCUCAAAAUUGGUUGUGCUUUUACGCGAUUCCAAACGAGAUUUUUUAAUGGAAAGUACGGAGAUCUUGAUGCUAAUGUAAUAUCCUAUGGACCUUGUCAAACACCUACACUAUCUUUUUGUGUUUCUCAACAUGAUAAGAUUAAAUCGUUUAGUCCAGAAACAUUUUGGACUCUAUCAGUUUCUGCAUCUAAACAAGAUGUUAAAGGUGAACAAUAUGGUUCUGAAAUUUCUCUAAAUUGGGAUAGAGUUAAAUUAUUCGAUAAACAUGUUGAGUUACUUAAAUUUGGUUCUUCAUAUCUUGGUAUCGGUCCUCAUGAAACUAUGCUCGUAGCUGAACGGCUUUAUACUCAAGGAUAUAUUUCUUAUCCACGUACUGAGACUACUUCUUAUCCAAAAAAUUUUGAUAUAAAAUCUGUUUUAAAGAAUCAAUCAAAACAUCCACUAUGGGGCUUACAUGCAACGGAAUUGUUGGAAAAAGGAUUUGACUGGCCAACAGGAGGCACUGAUGCUGGUGAUCAUCCACCCAUAACGCCUAUGCGUGUGGCACAAGAAAGUGAAUUAUCAGGAGAUUUAUGGAAAAUUUAUAAUUAUGUAACGCGACAUUUUCUUGGUUCAAUCAGUUCUAAUUUAAAAUAUCAAAAGACAAAUGUCAUUAUAAAGAUUGGUCACGAAACUUUUGAGUGUUCAGAAUUUCAAAAAGAUGAGGUUUUAAAAAUUAUAAAUGUAAAAUUGGUCGAAGGACAAACAAGUCCUCCCGAUUAUCUAACAGAAAGUGAAGUAAUUAGUUUGAUGGAAAAAAAUGGUAUAGGAACAGAUGCUUCCAUACCGGUUCAUAUUAAUAAUAUAUGUCAACGAAAUUAUGUAACGGUUCAAGGCUCUGCGCGUAGAUUGGUUCCUACUAAUUUAGAAAAAAUCGAUCCAGAUCUAUCACUUCCAACAAUGAGAAGUGACGUUGAAAAGCAAUUAAAUUAUAUAGCAUUAGGUAAAGCUGAAUAUACAGAAAUUGGUCAAAUGGAUGAAUUAUUUGAAGCAACUUUCUCAUCUCUUGCUUCAACUGGAAAAAUACUUUCAAAAUGCGGGAAAUGUAAACGACCUGUGCGUUUGCAUUGUUCAACCUGUGAUGAAACAUAUUCAUUACCUGCAAAUGGACAUAUUAAGGAUUAUAAAGGACUUCAAUGUCCAUUUGAUGAUUUUGGACUUGUAUCAUUUUCCACUGGCUCUAAGGAUAUUGGUUAUCCAUUAUGUCCAUAUUGUUAUAAUCAUCCACCAUUUGAAAAUAUCAGAAAAGGCAUGGGAUGUAAUCGUUGCCCUCAUCCUACUUGUGAACAUUCAUUAGUUAAUAAUGGAAUUUGUUCAUGUCAAGCGAAUUUAUGUAAAGGUCAAAUGGUAUUAGAUGCAACUUCUGCUCCUAGAUGGAAAUUAUCUUGUAAUGAAUGUAAUUUUGUUUCCGCAUUUUUGGAUAUGGUUAAAGGUGUUUCCAUAUCAAAAGAUGAUUAUUGUGAAAAUGAAGAAUGUAAUUCAUGUAUAUUAAAAAUUGAAUUUCGAGAAAAUCAAAAUAAGAAAUCUCUAAAAGGAUGUGUUUUAUGUGAUGAUGAAAUUGCAGAAUUAUUAGAAAACAAGUAA